This is a messenger RNA of Penicillium waksmanii, 582 nucleotides long. RefSeq lists its product as uncharacterized. The record is from RefSeq and is a predicted model, not a curated record. The transcript has a single exon. Lineage: Eukaryota; Fungi; Ascomycota; Eurotiomycetes; Eurotiales; Aspergillaceae. Gene Ontology annotation, cellular component: fungal-type vacuole. Bases 1 to 582 code for a protein of 193 amino acids.
AUGGCCCAAUCCGAAUCCAAGCGCCUCCUCCGCGGCAGUCGCAAGAAACGAUCAACCGUCUACGCCCCCGCCCCCGCGACCGACGUUUCGCUGGAGAAACUCGGCGCAGCCACCCGCGCCAGCUACAAGCCCUCAUCCAAGCGCGGACCCAGCGGCGGCAGCGGUCUCUUCUACUCCCCGACUGCCGGUGGUGCGGGCGCGGCGGGAGCAGGAUCGCAUCAUAGUCUCAAUGCGACGACGAAUAAUCGUGGCUCGACAUACCUGCCUCCCGGGUUCUACACUGCUGCCGGUAAUAACUCGACGUCGAGGGACUCGAUUGGUGGUGCGCCGAAUACUAGCGGAGGAGGAUACCCGCCUAACAGUUCGUCCCCGUCCCUGCCACCGACUGGUCCCGGUGCUGGUGCGGGUACAUACUACGAUGCGCAGCAUAAUGCGCGCCAGUCGUAUGUUGGUGCGUCGACUAGCUCGUUGAAUCUUAGUCAAGCGCCGCAGCAGGGCCGGGCACCGAGUGCGUAUUUGGAAGAUCUUUUUGAGAAUCAUAGCUCUCCGCCGCCGCGCCGAUCGGAUCGGCGUGAGAGGUAG